This is a messenger RNA of Darwinula stevensoni, 1199 nucleotides long. The record is from the annotation of a GenBank genome assembly. NCBI's taxonomy places the organism in Eukaryota, Metazoa, Arthropoda, Ostracoda, Podocopida, Darwinulidae.
ACUUCACCGUCAUUCCGUGCGUGGUGGACACGCGAUGUUGUCUUUCCUCGGACAGUGACUGUGUCACUCCUUGUCUGUGAUGGCCAUUUAUCAGUCAUAACAUUCUCCUGUUUGUCAUGGAGAAUAAUGGACCAAAGCGUGAAUUCCUGAAGCUCUUGAACGACAGUAGUGACUCGGGAUCUGAAGUCCCGCAUUAUGUGGUUCCCUUUCCAAGAAUACAGACAGCCGUACCGCCUGGUAGACGGAAGAUCUUCCGAAAAAGGCGACGUCGUUCAAGUGCCAGCUUCUCUGGUGAUAUCCCCCGCAGUGAAAAGUAUGCUCGGACUUGCCACUGCUCUGCCCAAUUGUGGGCAUGGCUCAUUCUCUUUACCUGCUCACUGUCUGCUUUCCUCACACUCCUCUGGCUCCUAAACAGCAUGCACACUGAGUUGUCAAAUAUCACCUUGCGCUUGCAAGAGGUGGAGCUACAGAGCAAUUCCAUACCAGAGGAGCUACAUUCUUACCAAAGUCGUUUUGGGCUCAUCGAAAAGAAUGUAACUGAAUUCAGGAGCCAAUUGUCAUCAUUCUCAACGACAAUGCAGCAGUUGACUAGUCAGAUUCAGGAAAUGCAGGGAGGAGUCAAGAAGCUGGAGUCAAAUUUGGAUGCUGGUCCACAGCUUUUAUCCUUGCCUAAAGACAUGGCAGUACUUCAGCAGAGUGUGGCUGACUUUGGAAGUCAGUUAGCUGAUAUUGAUUCAAGAGUAAAAUCCCUGCGAGAAGAUUAUGAUAGUCUUGAAAACUCUGACAAUGAUCUCAUUCAUCGGAUUACCUCACUCGAGGGACAGGUGAAGAACAUGACAAACCGCCGAUUGUCAUCAUAUUCUAGUCAGGCUGAAAGCCGCUUCUCAGCCUUGGAGAAUGGAAUGAAUUCUCUGAAUGAGACUCUCAAUUGGGUGGUGGAAGAUUUACAUAAGCAGCUAGGUCAGAUUGAAGAGUUGAGACCGGUGACCAUAAGUAUUAAUUCAAUGCUGAGCUGUCUGGAGGUUGAGCUGAGAACUUGCUGCCCAAAUGUGUCCACAUGUUCAUCUCCUUCAGCACUAAAGGAUUUCAGUACAUCUAUGGAGAUUCCUCACAGACCGUGCCGAUGGCCACAUUUGACCGGUAGACUGAUGGCGCAUUUUGAACUCGUACCCAUUGACCGGUGCCGGAGCCGGAGCUGA